This is a messenger RNA of Postia placenta MAD-698-R-SB12, 1956 nucleotides long. RefSeq lists its product as hypothetical. Gene Ontology annotation, cellular component: endoplasmic reticulum. The record is from RefSeq and is a predicted model, not a curated record. Gene Ontology annotation, molecular function: phosphatidylinositol-4-phosphate phosphatase activity. Gene Ontology annotation, biological process: phosphatidylinositol dephosphorylation. The transcript is spliced from 14 exons. Bases 1 to 1956 code for a protein of 651 amino acids. Lineage: Eukaryota; Fungi; Basidiomycota; Agaricomycetes; Polyporales; Adustoporiaceae.
AUGUGUCCCGUAGGCAACUACGAUAUAUCGGAAAUGCACUACAAUGGUCCUACUGGCAACGCCGGAUAUGGUUAUAAUAUCCGCGUUGAGGGCCAAAGAUGCUCAGACUUGCCAGCGAUGAAACGUCUCCUCUCGUUCAAAUCUAUACCAGCCGUCAAGAGCGUUCCAGCUGCUCCUGCUAAUCCGACUGGUACAGUUCCGCACACGACCAGCCUGCAGCCUAAAUACGUCCUGCCACCUCUGCCCCACCCAUGUCCUCAUGAACACAUCGCACUACUGGCUACCGCGCAAGGCCUGUUGCUGAGGCCUCACUUCCUGAGCGAGACGCGUCCCGAGUCGUACGUCCGUAUACUCUGGGGAAAAACAGGCGCGAUCGAAGAGCUUCCCAUCAACGAGGACGCAGACCAGGAUUGGUCGGAGUCCGUGAUCAUAUAUGGCAUCGUUGGGAUCCUGGAGUUGUUUUCUGCAUCCUACCUGCUCGUCGUCUCAGCACGGUCAGAAGUUGGACACCUCUUCGAUCCCAGACACGCUGUUUACAGCGUGAAGCGUGUGGCGGCCAUUCCUCUGGUAGAGCAUCGCGCCCACGCCGCGCUGAAUCUUCUUGCUCGAAGCAAUACCGAAACGCGAGUAUCCCUCAUUCCCCCCUCGCGGUCGGAGACCCCUCCACUAGCAGAAGAGGUCCCUCCAGCGAGCGCGCUGUUCUCUGCCGGGUCGAGCUUCAGCGCUGAGGCGGCGUCGCCGCAUGUAAAGUUCGCAGCGGAACCGCAUGUGAAGGUGAUGACGCCGCAGUCAUCGCGUCAAUUCCCUGACAGUGACGAAGGUAGUCCGCCUUCCCCUACUUUGUCCGCUGCUUCAUCCGCUGCGUCCACCCCUUCUUCGGAGUAUUCACUCAAUACCGAUACGGUUGUGAAAACUCUGACAGCACGCUUGUCCUUCUGGAGUCAUCGUGUGCCGGCGUACGGAGACUUCUCUAAGAGAUCACGUAACCUCCAGACAAUCGUGAACCUUGCAGAACAGCACGGGAAGGAGUCUCAGGUUACCAAUGCAUAUCGUGACUUUGUCAGUGAACUCGAUGACGAAAAUAUCCGGUACCUCGCGUAUGAUUUCCAUACCGAAACGAAGGGUAUGAAAUAUGAGAAUAUUUCGAAGCUGAUUAGCCAACUUGAGCGCACCUUCGAGAACCAAGGCUACUUUUGGAUAUCCAAUAACACCAUGAUGUCCCACCAGAAGGGUGUUUUCCGCGUGAACUGCAUCGACUGUCUGGAUCGAACAAAUGUGGUAGAGGUUAGUCCGUUUAUGCCCAACGUGUUGGCCAAGUCGGCUUUUGCUAGGCAUGUGCUCAAUCGACAGCUCGGAGCAGUCGCCCUAUUGGAUCCGUCAGAAGAGAAACAGCGGACUGAGACCGACGUUGUGUUCAACGAUGUCUGGGCGAAUAACGGAGAUGCUAUAAGUAGAGAAUACGCUGGGACAUCGGCGCUGAAGGGUGACUUCACCCGAACGGGGAAGCGGGAUUUAACCGGUAUGCUCAACGAUGGCGUCAAUUCCCUUGCGAGGAUGUAUUCGUCCACAUUCGCCGAUUGGUUCAGCCAAGCUGUCAUCGAUUAUAUACUUGGCAACAGAACUCUUUCUGUCUUCUCAGAGUUCCUCAACAAACUGCAAUCUACGGAUCCCAGAGACCUCAUUCGGAUCUCGAAGAUCAGGGCAGAUGCCAUCGCGACGUGUGUUUCGCGUGUGCUGCCUGAAGGCGAACGACUGCUAUCCGGGUGGACCUUGUUCUCACCCGCGGAGCUCAACGCUAAGGUCGGUGACAAAUUUGAGGAGAAGGUGCUCCUAUUGGUGAGAAUUCUUGUUGUGAACUGUGUGUUAUUCAGCAGCUCAUGGUAUUCUCUAGACCGUGAACGCAAUCUACAUUAUAGUCAGUGCAAGUGUCGCACGGUCAAUGGUUCGGUUCACUAA